Molecule: messenger RNA, 318 nt
Organism: Prorocentrum cordatum
Lineage: Eukaryota; Dinophyceae; Prorocentrales; Prorocentraceae
Source: the annotation of a GenBank genome assembly
AUGUGCCCCGCAGGUUUGUUUUUGCAAGAUGUCUUGUCGUGCGUGUCUGCUGCAUCCCCCUUUGUCUUCCGACCCGGCUGGCGCAGCGGCGCCCGCGCCCGCGCCUGCGCGUGCGCCACCAGUCUGGCUCCACUCGCCCCGCGCCGCGCCGCGGCGUACGCAGCCGGGUCGGCUGGUGUGCUGCUCGAUUGCGAGCUUCAGGCAGCUGUAGUGCUCGUAGCAGCGGGGCUCAAGAGGCUGGUGUCGAUGCAAACGGGGGUCAGUCGGAGCGCCGGAUCCUGCCGGAUCUUGCAGAGCCAGGGGUGCAUUGAAAUUUGA